GGCCAGAUCCUGCACAGAGCUGGUGUGAGACCGUCUCUGCCUCCCCUCUUGCCAUCAGCGUGACCUCAGUGCAGACCUGGGCGUGCAGCUCUUUGUGAUCGACAACGGCGCCGAUGACUGGCGGAUAGCAAUGACUUAUGAGCGCAUCCUUUACAUCAGCCUGGAGAUGCUGGUUUGUGCCAUACACCCCAUCCCUGGGGAGUACAAAUUUUUCUGGACAGCACGUCUGGCCUUCUCCUACACACCCUCACGGGCAGAGGCCGAUGUGGACAUCAUCCUCUCCAUCCCCAUGUUCCUCCGCCUGUACCUGAUUGCCCGGGUCAUGCUGCUGCACAGCAAACUCUUCACUGAUGCCUCGUCACGCAGCAUCGGGGCGCUCAACAAAAUCAACUUCAACACACGCUUCGUCAUGAAGACUCUCAUGACCAUCUGCCCCGGCACCGUGCUGCUGGUCUUCAGCAUCUCCCUGUGGAUCAUCGCCGCUUGGACGGUCCGUGUCUGCGAGAGGUACCACGAUCAGCAGGAUGUGACCAGCAACUUCCUGGGUGCCAUGUGGCUCAUCUCCAUCACGUUCCUCUCCAUUGGCUACGGUGACAUGGUGCCUCACACAUACUGUGGGAAAGGCGUCUGCCUCCUCACCGGCAUCAUGGGGGCUGGCUGCACUGCCCUGGUGGUGGCCGUGGUGGCCAGGAAACUGGAACUCACCAAAGCCGAGAAGCAUGUGCACAACUUCAUGAUGGACACUCAGCUGACGAAGCGGAUCAAGAAUGCUGCAGCCAACGUCCUUCGGGAAACGUGGUUUAUCUACAAACACACAAAGCUGCUAAAGAAGAUUGAUCAUGCCAAAGUCAGGAAGCAUCAGAGAAAGUUCCUUCAAGCCAUUCACCAGCUGCGCAGUGUGAAGAUGGAGCAGAGGAAGCUGAGUGACCAGGCCAACACGCUGGUUGACCUUUCCAAGAUGCAGAACGUUAUGUAUGACCUGAUCACAGAGCUCAAUGACCGGAGUGAGGACUUGGAGAAGCAGAUUGGCAGCCUAGAAUCCAAACUGGAGCAGCUCACCACGAGCUUCAACUCUCUUCCCCUGCUCAUCGCCGAAACCCUGCGCCACCAGCAGCAGCAGCUCCUCGCCGCUGUCAUUGAUGCUCGUGGCAUCAGUAUGGCGGGGGGAACCCCCCAGACGCCCCUGUCCGACAGUCCGAUUGGGGUCAGCUCCGCCUCCUUCCCAACCCCUUACACCAGUUCAAGCAGCUGCUAAACUGCAGACUGAGCCCCCAAGCCCCACGGAGACAGACAAGAAGAGCUACUUGUGGGUCUUCAGAGUCAAGUCAACUUUCUUCCGGCCCUCUGGCCGCCACAGAACCACCCAGGCCAAGCCAAUGCUGAAAGCAUGACCGAACUAACGCCGAGGUUAGCUCAGAGCCCUCGGAGUUCAACAACGCCUUGGAACCAGAAAUCCAGUCUCUGUUUCGGUGCCUCUACAUGCGAUGAGAAGGAAGCGGAUGUGAGGGGAAGCCUCUGGCAAGGCCCUUGCUGCAGUGUUUGGUGGAGGACAGAAAUCCACACAAUCUCAGGUCUUCAAAUAAGGAAAAAAAAAAAAAAAGUCCGAAGCACUGAAGCAAUGGAGCUGCAACAGAGGGAGAGUACUCCACAGCGCGGGCUGUGAGCCAUGGGCAAAGGGGCUGCUUAUCUCCAGGGCCUUCCUUCGUUCCCAUUCCUCCCAGCCCUGUUCGUUAAGUGUCUUGCCAAGGAAGAGUGGGGGAGGAGGACAAUUAGUUUGCCAAGACUGCUAUCCCUUUGCCUCCUGCACCUCCCACAGCCCUACCGGGGAACUGCCAAUAUCUCGCCUUCUUGCACAGGCUCUGAGCUCAGAGGCCCAUUUGCCACCCCACCCCCUGCCAAAACACUGCCACAUACACACAUUUCCAGCUAGGGGAGGGUUCUUCAUUUGCUUUAUUCUGAGUCUCUUUAGAGGAGUGAGUCCAUAUUCUGCCUGAAGCCACGUGCUGGAGUGCAGCAUUCAGGUGCUGGGCACGGCAUCUGGGGCAUGCCGGCUUCGCGGGGGUGUUUAUCGCAUUACAGGGCGGUUACAGGGAGAUGAAACACACUGCAAGUCAAUCCAGCGUGGAUUGUUAAAAAUGCACUGCCACUCCAGUGAAGCCAUGCGAGGCACCCGAGUUCCAAGCACCCUGAGUCAGCGGGGCAGCGAGGGUUGCAGAAGCAAUGCAUUCAGCCAAUGGUCAGAGAGGGCUUUGUGAAAUGGAACCAGAUGGUUCCUCCUGGAGCUGCAGCCAGUCCUGUUUGACUGGAGCAAGGGUCACUGCACUGCAGGGCUUUCAAGGGGGCACCCUGCAUUCCUCCUGAAAACCCCCUGAGGAGUAGAAAAAGUUUUGUGGUGGAUCUUGAAUUACCUACAUCACCCACACACCAGGGGCCACCAUUUAUAGUCUCAGCAAAUAAUCCAGUACCUCUCCAGUCCAGGUACUCUUUGAAGAGGCUUCAGAACUGAACGGUGAAACACCCAGGGCCAAUUAGAGAGAGAGUCUUAAUGUGUGACAUGAAUUUAAAAAUUCUCCCCCCUGCCUUCAGCUUGUCUGACAACAAUGACAUUCUACUAGCUCAAACAGUGCUUGACCUAACCAUGAGGUUGCUUUAAUGGGAGGUAGUAACCGGGAGAAACAGAAAAGAAUGUUGAUUAGGACACUUCAUCAGUUUAAAACAAAAGACGAAUUCAUUGCAGUGAUUCUGUUGGGUCUUGGUAGAUAGCAGCAGAACCACCCCGGGGUAAAUGAUGCAAUGUGCGGCUUCGCAGGCAGCUAGACCAGUGGUUCUCAAACUUUUGUACUGGUGACCCCUUUCACAUAGCAAGCCUCGGAGUGCCACCCCCUUUAUACAUUAACAACACUUUUUUAGAAAUUUAACACCAUUAUAAAUGCUGAAGGCAAAGCGGUUUUGGGGUGGCGGCUGACAGUUCGCGACCCCCUGAGGGGUCCCGAUUCCCAAUUUGAGAACCCCUGAGCUAGACAGAUAUCCACAGCCUGGGAUGCUGCCCUUUAUGGCCAUCUGCUGGGGGAGCUGCCUUCAACGGCAAUAGUCAGGAGUGGGGAUGGACGCGCGAGUUACCACCACCGCCACUGGCUGUGGGAGAGGACAGUCCAUGAGAGAGAGAUGGCUAAUCUUUGCUGGUUGUCACCUCCCAGCUUCCUCUGGGAACUAAAAUAUUCCCUUCUCCCUCUGACAUUUUCACUUCUUUAAAAACUCUUUGUUCAGCCCCAGCUCCUGCCUUUGUUGUUUUAAUGCCUUGUCUGGUCUUUGUUCAGAGUCCUGGGGGCAGCCGCAAGGCGCUGGCUUUCUUUCUUAGAACUCCGGAAUGGGGUUGGCUGCUCUCAAUGAAAACUCAGCAGAGGAUAUUUAUAUAUUUUUAAACGGAUGAAGUAACCAUGUAAUUACUCUGUGCUGUUAAUUACACAUCACCCAGUGGUGUCUGCUAAUUGUACUGAAAGUCACUCUGUUACUCCAGGCAUACUUAGCCUGGAAACUUCUCCUCUGUAACUCUCUCACUUCUAUAAAGAACACUGGAUUCCAUAGGGACCUAGGCAGGGAUCUAUCAGCAGCAGAGGGGUUUACAUACAAAACUCUCCUUGUUUCUGCUGGUAGGUCAAACCCUACACUGAAACCAUCCCUAGUUGGAGAGAAGAAUAUGCCUUCUUCCCACCCGCUCUAACGCUGGUGGCACAACGGUAUUGCUCUGCUGCAUAUUGUGGCAGAAAUACCAAGGGAGUUCUGCUAAUCAUGCCCUAGUACCACAGAGGUCUGAGUAACCCCGUCGAUAACGCAGGAGCAAAAUGAGCCUCCAUAAACACAAUUGACCAAGGUCAGGAGGGAAAUUAUACACCCUCCGAAGAAGUACUGCAGAGGCAAGGCAGGAUGUUGCACAGCCCCAUGCCAGCAGGAACAAGGGCACCGUGGACACCUUUCCAUCAGCCCCACCCCACUAAUGUGCUUAGUGUGGACAUACGCAAUCGACUGUAUAAAAUCGACCUAAUUUUGUAGUGUAGACAUACCCUCAGAGGGUUUCCUGCGCCAAUAGCCAUGGUACUCCUCACUCAGCACAUCUGUCACCAUCUUGAGAAGCCAGGGCUCGCACACCCCUUUCCAUGGCAGGAGAGGUUUUUGGUUUAUAGCCAAACCAUUGCUUGGCCUGUCACCCUCACCGUCGUAGCCAUCAGGCCUUUCUCCUACUUCAGGAGUGCUUCCAUUUCCACUGCCAUCGUUUGAGCCUUGCUCCCCCCCUUCCCAGCCCUGACUGCAUGGGCAGCAUUCGGAGCGGAGAGACGGCUACGCUAAGAUCACUGCCAGUAUCCCUCCACUCUGGCCAGGAGGAGAUAUUCUAGCCACGGUAGCCAUCUGCUCCCCCUUUCAAAUACUGUGUAGGCCAGUGGUUAGGUCACUCGCCUGGGAGUCAGGAGCCCUGAGUGCUAGUCCUGGCUCUGACACAGACUCGCUGUGUGACCUUGGGCAAGUCACUUCCCAUCUCUCUGCCUCCAUUUCCCCUCCGUAAGAUGGUGAGGACAAUGCUUAUCCAUCUUUAUAACGUGAUUUCAGGUCUAGGGACGAGAAAGGCUCUAUAAAUGCUAACUAGCGUUAUAAAAUACACUUGUCUUCAUCUCUGGUGGUUCACAUAGGACGAAACAACAGCAGCUGACACUGAAUCUGUGAUAUAAGUACUAGCAAGAGACAGAAAAAGAGAUCCUCAAGUUUUAGAUCACUAAAGGGAGUAUUGGUUGCAAAGGAUCAGUAUCACCAACAGGAAACUUGUGCCUAAUAAUCAAUGUUGGUAAAUCCUACUGAAUGCCAUGAGACUGGAAAAUGCCAAAUCACUAACAGAUUCAAAGCUUUUGUGAGGAAUGAAGCAUAAGCAGUGAAGGCUUCAAUAUCACACGUAGGGUAUGAGAAUUUUUCUACAGGCAUAACUGUCUAGUGCAGUGUAAUUUCAUUAGGAUUGAUUAUUAUCUUGACAGAAGUUUCUUGCUGGUUUAUAAAGAGAGACAGAUACUCAACUGCACUGCCAGCUGGUAUCUCUGGUGCUGCCCCAAGCAAUGUUCCGUGAUUCAGUUGACUGGUCCAGUACUCCAGUUGUCACCACUGCAGUACCAGGCACUACUGUUCCUCUACCCCACCAAUUUUGCAGUCCCUCAUAUUCAGCACCUUAGACAGCAGUCUGGUUAAUCUAAUCAUCAGUGGCAAGCAUGUUUGACUCUACCUCUGAUACCCGUUUUUACUCCUUUGUUGCCUGCUACCAUUGUCCGGGCAUUGGUCAAGUUAGUGAGGAAGUGAAAGCAAUGAUGUUUGCAAUGGCAUUUAAACGAUUCUACAGAGCCAUUGCUGUCAGACAGCCUUUGCUAGUAGAAGGAUAAGCCAGCCACUGAUUAUAUUAAUGAGACAGGCACAUCCGUAGUAAUACAGUAGAACCUCAGAGUUUCCAACACCAGAGUUACAAACUCACCAGUCAGCCACACAGCUCCUUUGGAACCGGAAGUCUGCAAUCAGGCAGCAGCAGAGCCAAAAAAAGCAAAUACGGCAGCGUGCUGCGUUCAAGGUAAACUCCUAAAAAACGAAAGGGAAAGCGGCAUUUUUCUUCUGCAUCGUGAAGUUUCAAAGCUGUAUUAAGUCAAUGUUCAGUUGUAAACUUCUGAAAGAAGAACCAGAACAUUUUGUUCAGGGUUACGAGCAACCUCCAUGCCCGAGGUGUUCGUAACUCUGGGGUUCUACUGCAUAGUGUCAGUUCCCACAAUGUCCUAGGCUUGCCCUGAGUAACUCAGGUGAGUUUUCCUAGAUUUACUAAACUGCUUCAACAGGACUCCUUGUAUAAACUAUCCCUGGCAUCUCUCCUAUACUGGAAACACCUAACCUGACCUGGAAUUUCCCUAUGAGUCGCCCAUGGGCAAGUCUUUAACAACCAGUCUCCAUCUCCCAGUGGCAGGGGGAACCUCUGUUUACAUACCUGAGAAAGGCAUUCUGGAACCUGCAGUAAUGGGCCAGAAGAUGACACCCCCUCAAACUGAACCAGAACAAAGGAAGGGAAGAACUGAGGCUGAGGGAGGAAAAGCACAAGAGUAAAACAACGCAUCGUUAUCAUCCCAAAGAGAUGCUGACAUUCUACAGACAAAAAGCAGUGACAAACCACACGCAAAUCAGACUGAACCAGCCAAUGCCCACAUUUUAUGGUAGAUGGAAGGGAAAAAAUAACCAUUCUCUGGCUCAUUCUGAAUCUCAGACAGGACCCACCCAUCUUCAGCUCAUCUCAUUUCCUGGCACAGCCUCAGUUUUGCUCCAAGAACCUCUAUUCUGCACUGUCCACGAGGGAAAAACCACAAAGCAGCAGAAUGCCAGAACCGAUCGAACAUCCUCUUUGCAACUCUCAAAACUGAAGUGUUUAUAUUCAGACUUCGAUGAUGAGCAUCAAUCUGGGUUUGCAUCUUGCCUCUGUACUGCUUGCUUUUUUUUUAAUAAUAGGAGAAAAGCAUAAUAGUUUAUUUUAACUAUGAAAUCUAUUGCUAUAUUAUAAAGGGUAUUGUAACUUUCCAUUAAGUUUUUGUAUCAAACUAGUUUGUUAGCAGGCAGAGAUGUCUGUCCAAAUGUCUGUUUCUGAGUACAAGUCACUGCAGAUUUUAGCUUGACACAGGGACUAAGGCAAAUGGUCAGUAGAUUAGAGCCUUUGCAAUCCAUUUGCAGAGACUCCACAGGCUCCUAACCCUGUGAGUUUGUGACUGCGAAUAUGUAUUGCAUAGGCCCUAUAAACGGAGAACAAAAAGAUUCAAGGCAGGUCCUCAGCUGGUGCAAACCAGUGUAGCUUUCCCGACCUCAAAGAAGCUAUGCCAGUUUCCACCAGCUAAAGUGGCUCUCGUUCUUUAAAAAGGCAUUUCCCAUCCAAGUCCUACCAUGCCCUGCCAGACAGUUUCUCUCCCUCGUUCUCCAGACGAACGCAGGAGCCCGGUGCCUAGGCCACGAAUGGCAUGAAUCCAAAACCCAAGCUCUGCAAACUCAAGUUUUCUGAGUGGGCCGUGGGAGCUGGUGGAGUGAGCAGUGGAAAUGCUCCUCUCCCGAGCUGGGUUUCCGUGCAGUCUGUGCUGCUCCGUCGGGAGAACAAGGCUUGACAGGCUCAGCUCCGUGCUCACGGGCAGGACAGCAGCCCAGGAUGCAGAUGGACUGCUCUGACCUGGGAACAGCUUGUGCCCAGAAGAGGAUGAGGGUCCGAAUGUCCUCCUAAAGUAGAGCGUGUCUGCAGGGCAGGUGGGGGGAGCACACAGAAGCUCCCUGAGUCACUCCUGGCCUGUAGAUCAGCAAAGAAAUUUAGUUUUCAGCCGCUGUUGUCCCUGAGGCCCCCAGGACCAUGUGUGUUCAGGACUUCCUUGGGGUGGGGAGGUGAACAGAGUCCUCCCUCUGUCUCUCCCCUGCCCUCGGUCAUCACAUGACUUCCUGUGUGAUGGUGUAGUACUGCCCUGCCUCCAUGAGGUUUGCUGCUGCAGAUAAGCUCUGCUUUCAGGGGAAAUUGUUUUAAGUGAAACAGACCCGACAGUGCACUGCCCCGCCUGGUCACCACCAGCUCCCUGAGGAACUGCCCAACAUUCUUAGCCAGAAACGAAUGAGCCGUGCCAGGGCCCUCUGGGGUCAGAUGACAGCCAGUGUGAUACCAGGCUUCCUAGGAUACCCCAGAACGACACUGCCAUAGGGUAGAGUUGACACAUUUCUUCAUUGGUAUAAAGAGUCCUAAAUUCUGAGAGAGGCUGAUUUGCUGGUGGUACAAGGGGAUAUUCCUUCCCGCAGAACAGAGACAUUACGCGUUUCCAGGGACUCACUGAGUUUUUGAUGCUUGUGGCUUGCAAGUAUUCAGAACAAGCAAACAAACCAUCUCUUCCAAUCUCUAGUCUAAUGGCUGCUUUGGGACUGGGCUGGGCUUGAUCUGCGCAUGGGGCGGGUGUGCAAAGCUGGCGUGAGGCACUGCCCGGUGGCUGGGGCCUGGCCAGCCUCCCUGUACUGAAUUAGGGCUGCUCCAACUUACACUUGCUCCAAAUGGCCCCAAGGGUCUGGAACUACAGCCAAGGAUCUGCACGGCACAUAAGCCUAGUCAGACUCGGGAAGGGGCCAGAAGCUCUGUCUUACAACAGAGUGACCCUCCUGGGCUGGCGAAAGAGUCCAUCAGCAAUGCAGCACGGAGCAGCCAGAUCAGCCAAAGAGCCCGGCCCUACACCUCUUGGUUCUGUAUUUCUGUUCAGUGCCUUCCUGCCCUGCCGUCCCCACUGCUUGUGAGCUCCCGUCUGCAGCACUCCAGAGCAGCACCCUUACAGUGACUAGAUGCCAUUCGGAGAACUGCCCCCUUGCCCCCCAUGCUUCCCAGCAAGUCUUCAUCUCUCUGGAGAUCCGAACACCCUUUUCCGCUGAGUCACCAGUGCUGCCUGGAGCGGAGGCUCUUUGCCCUGGCUCAGCCGCCAGCCUAUCCCAGGCAACAAACAUCCUUCACUCCCUGGUCCUCGGUUUCCAGUCUGCAAGCUAUUAGUCCAGGGGAAUGCACGAGAGGAGAAGUCCAACCGCUCAGUCCUGCCCCUGGGUCUCUCAUAAGAAUCAUUGACGUUAUUUCUUGCAAAGGAGACGAUCCCUGCAGGGAACCCAUGAGAGAGCAAAAGAGAUGGGAGUAGGUUUGCCAGACCCUGGAACAAGCAGCGGUCCCGAGACCUGUGGGGUUGCUCCGGGCAGCCUCAGAGGAUGAGUCCUCUGCACAAUUCCACUCUGGCUUCCUGUUGACCCACCCCAUUUUCACUGUCUCCUCUGGUAGCACGAUUCCACUCCUGCGCUACUGCCUCCGGGUCAGUUCGCCAUCAUGGAUCCUGGCUCCACAGGGAGACAUUGAUAAUACCAUCCUUAACUGCCACAAACAUCCCUGAAGGGGGCUGAUGCCACAAAAAUCUGCUCUUCUCCCAGCCACAGCCCCUUACUCAGCUGUGCACCCCUCCACACCACCAGAACUGAAUUACAGAGAAGGGCUUUUCAGGGUUUGGGGAAAUAGUCCUCUAUAGGAUUAGUUCCCCUCCCUCUGUCAGACUUGGGGCUGUUUUCCUGACGCUUUCUGUGGCCCACAGCGUGUAACAAAGAUGCUCACACUUUUACCUUCCUGCCUGAAUGGAUAUUACCCAACAAGCGUGCUGCUUUCUCACUGUUUCUGUUCAAAGUCAUCUCGAGGGCUUUCCCUUCAUUUCAGACUCUCCGGAUCCCUGCCAACAGCACAGUUACUGUGAGACACAGAGCAGGGCAGGGUUUCCACUGGCUUGUUACUGAAAAUAUCUCCUUUCUUGGCUAUCUACCGGUCCAGGAUUCCAUCGGGGAACUGCCAUGAGCGAGGUCAGCUAGUACCAGUGAACGUAGUGGGCUCUGAGUCACUAACCCUGAACUAUGAAUCACUUCUGGUUGUUAUUUGUAUGUAUCCAUGGGCAGGAUUUGAUCAAGUGCUCACAUUUCCUAGUUCUUCUGCUAACCAUAUGCGUGGUCCCUGUCAGCCCGGGGCUCCCUAAAUUUGGGGGGGAGGGGCGGAGAUGCAUCCGACAGCAUUGCCAUAAAACUGAUUUGUACCCAGAAACAGGCAUGUUUUAAACUAAUGGCUUUAACCUGUUCACUGUAAAAAGUGCCUUGGACUUAAAUCUGAAGAGGUCAGUAUCUAUAAAUAUUUACUAUGCGGGUGUGUAAGUAGGUAGAUACCUACAUAUCUAUAUAUACACACACACAUAUAUAUACACACCCACCCACAAAUAUACCAUCUAUACGUACAUAUAUAAAGACUUCAGAACCCUC
Malaclemys terrapin pileata is the source of this 9840-nucleotide messenger RNA. Its product is annotated as small conductance calcium-activated potassium channel protein 3. The record is from RefSeq and is a predicted model, not a curated record. NCBI's taxonomy places the organism in Eukaryota, Metazoa, Chordata, Testudines, Emydidae. Gene Ontology annotation, molecular function: small conductance calcium-activated potassium channel activity; calmodulin binding. Gene Ontology annotation, cellular component: plasma membrane; neuronal cell body; neuron projection. The transcript is spliced from 7 exons. Gene Ontology annotation, biological process: potassium ion transmembrane transport. The coding region runs from base 131 to 1255 and encodes 374 amino acids.